This is a messenger RNA of Colius striatus (speckled mousebird), 4917 nucleotides long. It is a transcript of the gene RNASET2, whose product is annotated as ribonuclease T2. The transcript has 11 exons. Bases 291 to 1052 code for a protein of 253 amino acids. Gene Ontology annotation, biological process: RNA catabolic process. Gene Ontology annotation, cellular component: extracellular region. Gene Ontology annotation, molecular function: RNA binding; ribonuclease T2 activity. The record is from RefSeq and is a predicted model, not a curated record. NCBI's taxonomy places the organism in Eukaryota, Metazoa, Chordata, Aves, Coliiformes, Coliidae.
CGGGGACACUGCGCUGAUCUUUGCUUCCGCCCCCUGAUCUGCUCCCCGCGCCGCCGCCGCCUCUGAAGAGUGCGAGCUCAGGCAGGGCGUUCGUGGCAGUGCUGUGCUCGGCCGUGGAGAGAGGCCUGGACUACGCGGGAGAUCUUGUGGGGCCGAGCCGGAGGAGCGGGCGGAAGGCCUUCAAGAAGUAAAUGCAUUCAAGAAAGAUUUCAUCACUACCUACUACAAGUUCUCCCUAAUGCUUGAUGAGCCCGGACAGCACUUUUUUUAGAGCUAUUUGAUUGAAAAAAAUGAAGCCUACAAAGCUGCACUAUUGGAUUUUGGGUUGCUUUUCUAUGGCAGUAUGCUGUUGGUGUACUUCAGAUAAAUUCAUUCAAAGCCACCCUCAUACCUGGAACAAGCUGUAUCUGGCUCAUCAUUGGCCAGUGACUGUAUGUAAGAUGAGUGCUAACGAUUGUCAAGAUCCUCCAGAGUACUGGACAAUCCAUGGACUGUGGCCUGACAAGACUGAAGAAUGUAAUAAAACAUGGCAUUUCAAUGUCACUGAGAUUAAGGAUCUUAUAUCAGACAUGAGACGCUAUUGGCCUGAUGUGCUUCAUUCAUCCCUGAAUCGCACCCAUUUCUGGAAACAUGAGUGGGAGAAACAUGGCACUUGUGCAGCCACACUUCAGAUCCUUAAUUCUCAGAAGAAAUAUUUUGGUAAAGCCUUAGAACUCUACCAGCAGGUUGAUCUUAAUGGUUGUCUGCUGAAAGCUGGGAUAAAACCAAGCAGUUCAUAUUACGAGAUGACUGCCAUAAAGGAAGCUCUGACAAGAUUUUAUGGUGUAACACCAAAGAUACAGUGUCUUCCUCCGGAAGAGGGUGAAAAAGCACAAACAAUCGGUCAGAUUGAAUUCUGCUUCACCAAAGAACUGCAGCUGAGAAACUGUACAGCGCUGAAGGGUGAAUCCUACCCAGUGCAAGCUGACUUGAAGCUUGGAACUGAGGAGCUCUCUGUCUGCAAUGAUUCUCUCCCAACCUAUUAUCCGUCAGAGGUCCAAGAUCACAAAUGAAGCCAUAAAAGUUAAAAAAACUUCUUAAAAAACAACAAAACCCAAAUCCAUGAACAUUACACCUCGGAAAGCAGUCUUAGCAAUAUUAUAAAGCCCUGUUGAUAUCACGGGCAUGCUGUGAACAUUUCUGCUGGAAAACAUGCUUCCCUUGCCAUUGCAGAAGAAUGGUCCAUGUUGUAAUAUCAGUUACACAUUCUGAAGUGUUCAGCUGUGGCUCUGAUCAGAAUGUGUUUUACAACUUUGCCUGGACUUUUUGGCUCGCUUAUGGUAUGAAUGAAUGUUCAAGAGAGAACUAUGACUUUGUAGUUUCACUUGCAGUUCAGUCUGCCACUUCAGCCACUUUUCUUUUUUUCCAGUGAGUCAGGGAAAUUUAAUCAUUCUUUGUUUUGAAAGGAUGCUUGUCUCUCUGAGGUGGCAAUUUCUUGAGAAGAAAAUAUAAUAAACAAAAAGACCUUAGAUAGACCUGUCUGGAGGUCCUUUCCCAGACGUAUUUACGUACCACCUUGCGCAAACUUGCUCCCCAAAAGUGUUGAACAGAUGCUACAUCCUCUGAGGCAUUAAACCUCUUCUCCCUUGGAGAUCACAGCAGACCAAAGAUGACAAUUUUGCAUAACUACUUAAUGAGAUAAUGUCCCCCAGAUUUUGGCGCUUCUGUCUAAAGGACCCGGGAAGACUGUAUUUGUAGCCUUUACCUAUUCUUUGAUUGAUCUUGCUCCAGUAGCUCCAUACAGUACUGAUGAACAACCAAUCUUAAAGUUACUUGCUAGUACAGGAAAAUGUUAGGCCCUAGAAAUAUGUUGUUAAUGAUUUCUGUUGUAUUUGAACAUUUAGCAUUACCACACAAGUGUGUCUGCACUGUUAUUUAAAAAUGAGAUUGUCACAUAAUCUCUUUGUCCAAGAAACAGCUUUUUAUAGAUGAAACAGUAAAUAUUACAGGAUUUUCAGUGUUAAAUACAAAUGUUAUAAAUAGUACAUCUCCAUCCCAUAGCGACAAUUAACGUGCCACAAAGUUGGAUGUUUCCGAAGACCAAAUUUGGAUGACAUCGUUUACACAGCAUUGUACUGUGUCUCAUUGUCAUUAAAAGACAGACAGUUGUGGCUCAAGGAACCACUUAUUAGAAGAAUAUACUGUGAAAACAUGAAAUGUAGUGUUAGCAAUGAAUUUUUUAUGCCUUUUGUGGUUUAGAAACCAUUCAUGUUUACUCUCAUUAUUACUUAUUGAUGUUUCUCUACAACCUUUCAUUUAAGGUUCUAUUACCUUGCCAUGCCAGAGUGCUGUGUGUUUUUUAGUCCUUUCUGUGGAAACUCAGAUAUUUAUUUUAACAGCUAAGAAAUUAGUAUGAUUUGCACUCUGUUGUAUCUGUAUUUCAAUAGCACGAAGGCUUCUCUUCCUAAAUUUGUCUUCCUUCCCAAGAUUAAUACAUGAAUGUGUACUAGUAUUAGUAUACUGAUGGUGUUCAGAUCUGAUGUUUUCGUAGUAGCUAUGAUAUUGUCAGUUCAUACUGAACAUGACCAGAAGAAUCAAAAUUCUUCAUCCACUCAUUUCUGCUGUCAUCUUUUAAGCAAGAAGAAGUAGUAAGAUUGAACUAAAAUGAUUGAGAAGACUAGAAUGUUCUUGGGUUUUGUGGAAUAUUUUUGAGAUCACUAAUAUAUGUUUCUUUCUAGUUAUGAAAUUAUCUUAGCCUAAAGAAAACAGAGACUUGUUGGGAAUAAUGCUUUUCUCUGCAAGGGAGCGGCCCAAGGCUCUUGUACUUUUAAAAACUCUCUAACUCUUUCAAAUAGAGUUUAGACAGUGCAUAGAUUUUGAGUGGACUGCAUAAGUUCAAACAACUUAAAAUGAAUAUUAAUUUGCAGUUUCCAUCGUAAGAUUGGUUCUUUUUUUUUUUUUUUAAAGAUACAAGAAUCACCUUUUCCUCAAAGCUGUACUGUAUUUUUAAUGGUUUAGAUUUUUUUUCCUUUGAAGUCCCUUGUUCUCCUUUCAAAGCUCUCAGACUAUAGUGCCAUAUCUUUGCUUGUUAAGCUAAUCAUCAGUAAGGGAAGUGGAAACAGAAGUUGGUAAUUACCAUGAGACCAUCUCACAAAUGUCUUGCUCAGUGCUUUUCAGUCACCUGAUUAUGAACACACUUCUUAAUUAGAACAAUAGACUUCGCAAAGUCUUAGAAUCAUAGAAUGGUAGGGUUGGAAGGGACCUGUAAAUGUUAUCCAGUCCCCCCCCCACACCCACCCUCGCUCAAGCAGGUCCACCUAAAUCAGAUCACUCAGGAACACAUCCAGGCGGGUUUGGAAAACCUCCAGAAAAGGAGACUCCACACCCUCCCUGGGCAGCCUGUGCCAGGGCUCCCUCACUCUCACAGGAAAGACAUUUUACCUUAAGUUUAAAUGGAACUUUUUGUGUUCCGGCUUCGUCUCAUUACCCCUGGUCCUGUCACUAGAUAUUACAGAAAAGAGGUGUCCCAUCCUCUUGACAUACAUCUUUUAAAUACUUGUAAAUAUUAAUGAGGUCCCUCCUCAGUCUUCUCUAGGUUGAACAGGUCCAGAUCCUGCAGCCUUUCCUCAUAAGGAAGAUGCUCCAGGCCCCUAUCAUCUUGGUAGCUCUUCCCUGGACUCUCUUCAAGUAGUUCUCUGUCCCUCUUGAGCUGCGCAGCCCAGAACUGGACACAGGACUCCAGCUGAGGCCUCAGCAGGCUAGAGUAGAGGGGGAGUAGAACCUUCCUUGGCCUGCUGGCCACACUCUUUUUCAUGCUUCAAUCCCAGGAUGCCACUGGCCUUGACCACAAGGACACAUUGUUGGCUCAUGCUUAGUUUAUUAUGAAUCAGGACUCCUAAGUGUCUCUCUCUCUGCAGAGUUGCUCUGCAGCAGGUCUGUCCCCAGCCUGUACUGGUGCAUGGGGUUGUUCCUUCCCAGAUGCAGGACCCUGCACUAGUCCUUGUUGAACCUCAUGAAGUUCUCUACCCAACUCUCAAGCUGGUCAAGAUCGUGCUGAAUGGCAGCACAGCCUUCUGGGGAAUCAGCCAGUCCUCACUAUAAAUGUUGCUACCUUGGAUGAACAGGUACAGUAUAAAAAAAUGCUAUAAAAUCCUCAACAACAUGCUGUACUGCUAAAUGAGUGAUUGUUGUGUUUGCCUUUUUUCUGCAGCUCUUUUAAUUCCUUGGUCCUCUUCACAGUUAGAACUUGGAAACAGUGGUAGCAUUGGUUCUUGCACAGGCUUAUGCUUAAUGGAAGCUCAGAUCAAUAACCUUAUUGUUUUUUAAUUGCAGUAUAAAUUAUCUUUUCUUUCAAAAAGCCAAAUAAUGCUUAGGGAGACAAAAUAUAUAGUAUGAGUUUUCUGCAGUUCAAGCAUAAUACAUUAAUUUAAGCAAAGCAAACAACUUCAAAUAGGUACAAGGAAGGGGCACAGACACUUAACAGCGUUCACAGUGUGAAACUAAGGUAAAGCUGAGUCUUGCAAAAUAGUCAGUCAAUGCAGACAAGAGUCAGAAAUGAGCAGCCUCUGCAGUAGACAGUAUGGUUUCCAUGUGUUUUUUAAUCUCACUUUCAGUAAAUGUGAGGAAGCUGAUAAGUUUUAAUACUUUGAGAAAACUGCAUAAUCUGAAAUGAUAGAGAGAAAAGGAGGGAGACAGCACAAAGCCAGCACCAGCAACCUGAUACUGGGUCAAAAAUGACUGAUGAAUGUUAAGGCAAAGUUGGCUAAAAAAGCUUUCACAAUCUUAUUUAAAGUCCUGUUUAAAGGGACAUAUGUGAAGUACUGCAUUUGCCUUAAAACCACACCCACAUUAUUUUACCAAUGUUAUCAUAGAUUAAAUAUUCUCAUUUACUAUGGUUAAUCUUUUAAAGUAGCAAUAAAACACAAUGGUUUACUAUUA